AGCCAUGUGAUGAUGUUAUAUCUCACUUGUAAAUCCUCCGGGCCGCAAGCGGGCCGAGUCCGGCAAUGCAGGAUGCAAGGCUGUCUGCAUCCCACUACAUAUAUUAAGACGCGGUCGUAAGCUUGCUUGAGAAACCCCGCUCAGAGAAGCUCGCUCACUAAGCCUCUUCAGCAUCACAUUCUCAUCAUGGGUGACGCCAGCGAACCAAAUUCCCCUUCGCUGCUGCUAGUAUUGCAGCAAACCCGGGAUGUCGUCCUCUCCGAGGCAGACACAUACGCAUUGCCGACCCUAGGAAAUCUGCUUACCCAGCUGGUGCGAGUGGUCGAUGCACUUCGAGCGCAGGACCACCCCCGGGAGGCCAAUGCCCUCACCGAUGUCCUCGCGAUCAGCCAACAACCCACGGAGAUGGGAGGACUCGGUCUAUCCGAAGCGGACACUCUGACACCCGAGCAGGAAGCUGAAAUCACCUUCCUGGUGACGGCAUGGCUCGAAGCUUUGAACUCAGCCGAUCGCGCCAGGGCACCGCCCGUUCCGCUCGCGGUCCGACCCCCCGGUCGACGUGGCAUGACGCUGAGUGAGAAGAUCUUUGCGCUUCACGACCUUGGCCGGAAGGGAUCCGUGGCGCCUGGGGAGUUGAUCCGGGUGGACGUCGACUGGGUUAUAGCUUCUGAGGCAUCAUGGCAGGGCAUGGAACGAACGUAUGAGACUCUCGGAAAACCUGGAAUCUACCGGAAUGACCGGUUCUGGCUGGCGGGAGAUCAUGUUGUGGACCCUCGUGUGAAUGAGGUCCCCAAAGUUAAGGCAUUGAUUGACGCCAGUGAGAGGGCCAAGCGUGUCUUCAAAAUGACCGACUAUCAGGGCAUGAACUAUACUAUUCUUCAUACCGAGUUCUACCGCGAGCGAGCCCAGCCGGGUAUGGUGGUCGUGGGCUCCGAUUCCCACACCUGCUCGUCCGGAGCAUUAGGCUGCUUGGCCAUCGGGUUGGGCGCAGCCGAUGUGACCCUUCCGUUGGUCACCGGAGAGACCUGGUUCAAAGUGCCCGAAUCGGUCAACAUUCGUCUCGUCGGUGCUCCCAAGCCUGGAAUUGGAGGCAAGGACACGAUCUUGUACAUCCUGCAACAACUGAAGCGAAACACCGUGGCCGCAGACCGGAUUGUCGAGUUCACCGGCCCAGGUGUGAAACAUCUUUCAUGCGAUGCUCGGUUUGCCAUUAGCAACAUGACUACAGAAUUUGGCGGAAUUACCGGUGUUUUUGUGCCUGAUCAAAUUACAGAAGAAUUCAUCCAGAAGCGACGUCUGCCCCGACACAAAAACACCAGCGUCUACUUCAAACCCGAUGAUGACGCCGAGUACGCCGAGACCCAUGAGAUAGACCUUGGCGAGGUGCGAUCUUUCCUGGCCAAAUACCCCAACCCUGACGAUGUCGUUCCUGUCACCGAGCAGGAAGGCAUGCAUCUAGAUGGAUGCUUUAUUGGUGCUUGCACCACUGCCGAAGAGGAUCUGAUUCUCGGUGCUCUCGUGCUGGAACAAGGGCUCAAGAAUGGCUUGAAGCCAGUUUCUCGCGGAAAGAGAAAAGUUGUUCCGGGCUCAGUGCCCAUCCUUCACAGACUCCGUGAGCUUGGGCUUGCGCAGAUCUACGAGGAUGCUGGAUUUGAGAUCGGCAUUCCGGGAUGCAGCUACUGUGUCGGAAUGUCAGCUGAUCAGGCUGGACCUGGAGAAGUCUGGAUUUCUUCCCAGAACCGCAACUUUGAGAACCGUAUGGGCAAAGGCUCUAUCGGAAAUCUUGCGUCAGCUGCCACAGUUGCGGCAUCGUCUUUCGAGAUGAAGCUGAAAGAUCCACAUGAAUACCUCGCAGCCAUCGAUCUCGACAGAUGGCAUACCCUCCGCGGUGUUUCUGUGUCUGCAACAGACUCCACACAAGAACACAUCUCCUAUAUGGAACCUAGUGGCUCCGCGACUGCGGAGGCAAAAGCUGUUGACUCACCAGACGUCAAGGUAACAGAGGCGGAUACUUCAGAGACAGCAGAUAGCUCUUCGUCCGACGUCAUGACAGGCAAAGUUCAGCGACUGGGCGAUUUUAUUGAUACCGAUGCUUUGGCCCCAGCCCAGUUUCUCAUCGGCAUGUCAAACAAUAAGAUCGCAGGCGAGCACUGCCUCGAGCACACCCACCCCGAGUUUCGGCAGCGCGUGAAAGACGGCUUCAACAUCGUCGUGGCAGGCAAAGCAUUCGGAUGUGGAUCGUCCCGCGAACAAGCGGUCAUGGCGCUGUUAGGCUGCGGCGUCCAAUGUGUGAUUGCCAAGUCAUACUCAUUCAUCUUCCAGCGCAACAUGCCCAGUCUUGGUCUUUUGGGCAUCACACUGACCGACGAGGAGUUUUACGACGCGGCUCAAGACGGCAACGAGAUUUCCAUCGACUUCAAGACCAAGGUGAUCAACGUGGAUGGGAAGCAAUACGCUUUCCAGUUGAGUCAGAUGGAGCGGGAACUCUUUCAGCAUGGCGGAAUCGCGUCGGCAUUCCAGAAAUUUGGAAACCGGCUGUUCGAGCAGAUGACCAGACCGAAGAAUCUGGGGGGUGCCAAGUCCCUUGCGCUGCGUGGAAGUGGGGAGAGUGCUGGUCCGCAUGCAGGAUUGCAGUGGUAGUAGCCUACUUAGUAUCGUGAAG
Aspergillus welwitschiae is the source of this 2662-nucleotide messenger RNA. It is a transcript of the gene acoC, whose product is annotated as aconitase family protein. The record is from RefSeq and is a predicted model, not a curated record. Gene Ontology annotation, molecular function: hydro-lyase activity. NCBI's taxonomy places the organism in Eukaryota, Fungi, Ascomycota, Eurotiomycetes, Eurotiales, Aspergillaceae. The transcript is spliced from 8 exons. Bases 187 to 2640 code for a protein of 817 amino acids.